Molecule: messenger RNA, 288 nt
Organism: Ochotona curzoniae (black-lipped pika)
Lineage: Eukaryota; Metazoa; Chordata; Mammalia; Lagomorpha; Ochotonidae
Gene: FAM25A
Product: family with sequence similarity 25 member A
Exons: 3
Coding region: 10-282 (90 amino acids)
Source: RefSeq, a predicted model, not a curated record
CUGCACACGAUGCUGGGAGGCCUGGGCAAGCUGGCGGCCGAGGGCCUGGCCCACCGCACUGAGAAGGCCACUGAGGGGGCUGCUCAUGCCGUGGAAGAAGUGGUGAAGGAAGUGGUGGAACAUGCCAAGGAGGCUGGAGAGAAAGCCCUUAGUGAAGCCCUGAAGAAAGCCCAAGAGUCAGGGGACAAGGUGGUGAAGGAAGUCACCGAGAAAGUGACGAACACAGUUACUGAUGCUGUCACCCACGCGGCAGAAGGCCUGGGCAAACUGGGCAACCAGUGAGCAUGC